Messenger RNA from Trichosurus vulpecula (common brushtail), 993 nucleotides. RefSeq names its product olfactory receptor 14C36-like. Gene Ontology annotation, cellular component: membrane. NCBI's taxonomy places the organism in Eukaryota, Metazoa, Chordata, Mammalia, Diprotodontia, Phalangeridae. The record is from RefSeq and is a predicted model, not a curated record. Gene Ontology annotation, biological process: G protein-coupled receptor signaling pathway. The coding region runs from base 1 to 993 and encodes 330 amino acids. Gene Ontology annotation, molecular function: olfactory receptor activity; odorant binding; G protein-coupled receptor activity. The transcript is spliced from 2 exons.
AUGAAACAUUUACCUCCAGAUAGAAAGGUCACUCAUUGGAGUCUGAAAAUGUCUAACUUUACCACCACUGUGACUGAAUUUCUCCUUAUGGGGUUUUCUGAUACCUGUGAGCUGCAGAUCCUAUAUUCUUUGCUUUUCUUUCUCACUUACUCAGCAGGCCUGAUGGGGAAUGUCCUCAUUGUCAUUGUCACCACCUUUGACAGGAGACUACAUACUCCCAUGUACUUUUUCCUUAGGAAUCUGUCCAUUGUGGAUGCCUGCUUCAUAUCAAUAACUGUUCCCCAGGCAUCUAUUAACUCCCUGGUGAACAACAGAGUUAUCUCCGUUCCUGGAUGUGCAGCUCAGAUAUUCCUGGUGACUUUCAUAGGAUAUGUUGAGUUUACUCUGCUCACUGUUAUGGCCCAUGAUCGUUAUGUUGCCAUAUGCCAACCACUUCUCUAUCCAGUGAUCAUGAGUCCCCGAGUCUGUAUGCAGAUGACUUUAACAUGCUUAUUCGCUGGCCUUUUGUAUGCAAGUUUCCACACUGGUUACACAUUUAGAUUGUCUUUCUGCCGGUCCAAUGUGAUCAACCAGUUCUUCUGUGAUAUCCCCUCUCUACUCAAGAUCUCUUGCUCAGAGACAUUCAGCAAUAUGUUAUACUUACUUGUCUCUAGUCUGGUAACUGGGGUUGGCUGCUUUAUCUUCAUCACUGCAUCUUACAUUAGUAUAUUUUCCACUGUGCUCAAAUUUCCAGUGAAAGAAGACCAAAAAAAAGCAUUCUCUACUUGUGUCCCCCACAUCAUUGUGGUCUCUUUGUUUGUUAUUUCAGUCUAUUAUGUGUACCUAAAACCACCUUCAGAUUCUGGGUCCCUUAAAGAUAUAAUCCUUUCGAUAUUCUAUUGCGUAGUACCUCCCUUUAUGAACCCUAUUAUAUACAGUCUACGGAAUAAGCAGAUUAAAGAGGCUGCAAGAAUAGUAAUGAAGGGAAAAUUUUUAUUAAGAAAUAAAAUAUAA